Molecule: messenger RNA, 1926 nt
Organism: Solea senegalensis (Senegalese sole)
Lineage: Eukaryota; Metazoa; Chordata; Actinopteri; Pleuronectiformes; Soleidae
Gene: trim105
Product: tripartite motif containing 105
Exons: 7
Coding region: 106-1422 (438 amino acids)
Molecular function (GO): protein binding
Source: RefSeq, a predicted model, not a curated record
CCGUCUUGAGCUCGAGAACAGCAACAGACACAGGAGUGCAGAGCAGAGGUGACAGUUCCCCGAACAGCUGAUAAACUGUGACCUCCGAGGGCAGGAGUCAUCAUCAUGGCUGCAGCUGCUGCUCCUCUUGCUGCUGCUCCAGCCACCAAAGGCAGCCUGAGAGAGGAUCUGACGUGUCCCAUAUGCUGCGACUUGUUCCGUGAGCCGGUCAUGUUGGGCUGCAUGCACCACUUCUGCAAACCCUGCAUCUCCAGGUACUGGAGAACGACACACGGGCCGGUCACCUGCCCACAAUGCAGAAAGGAGUUCACCUGCAAGCAGUUUCAAACCAACUAUCUGGUUGCUGCCAUGGUGGAGAAGGUCAGGGCCAGCACCUCACACACUUACAUCCAGAACCUUGAGAAACAACUGAGAGAGACUUUGGAGAACCAUUGCCUGCGGAGGGAGGACCUCAGCAAUAGUAUUCGCAAAGAAAAAGACAAGAUGGAAACAAUAAAGAGACUUGGAGCAGAUCUGCAGGCUCGUGUCAGAGGUGAGUUUGGUGCUCUCCGUCAGAUACUGCACGACGAGGAGACGCGUAUGCUGGAGCAGCUGAGGAGAGAGCAGGAGGAGGAGCUGGAGAAGGUCCAGCACCACCUGGAGGCCAUCAAGCUGGCCAUGAGGGAGGUGGAGGAGAACAUGAGAGUGCUGGAGGAGGCGAGCGCUACCACCGAGAAUAUCGUAUUGACUGAGCUCCCACAGCUAAGACAAUGUCCACAGGUGGAUAGUGCUCCAGAGUUGGACACAAAUGCAUUCAGUAGCAAAUACUUGGCACCUUUGCAGUACAUCACAUGGAGGAAAAUGUUCAAAUCUUUAAAGCCAGGUCCGUCCCCAUUAACGUUUGACGUUGACACAGCGCAUCCGAGCAUCAGAGUCUCCAGGGAUAAAACUGUCGCUGUCGAAUAUGACAGCGUGACGUGGCACACAGACAACAACAAGCGCUUCCUCCAGUGCGUUAACAUUCUGGCGUCUCAGGGCUUCUACUCAGGCCGACACUACUGGGAGGUCGAAGUGGGCACCAAACCUAAAUGGGACAUGGGCGUGGCCUCAGAGGCCGUAGACAGGCACUCGCGGAUCAAGCUGAGUCCGGAAAGAGGCUACUGGACCCUGCGACUCCGCAACAGGAAUGAGUACUCUGCCGGCACCCAGCCCUGGACAAGGUUGCAGCUCAGCUCUUCCCCUCGGAGGCUCGGUGUGUUCGUAGACUGCGAGGAGAGGUGGGUGUCCUUCUACAAUGCCGACGACAUGAGUCUGAUUUAUUCGUACACCAACGGGCCGAGGGGCAAGGUGUUUCCCUUCUUCAGCCCGUGCAUUAGUGGCAGCAGUCAGGAGCCUCAGCCAAUCAGACUCCUCCACUACCCACCUGUCGCAAUGUCCGGCUAACAAUUGAUAAUCAAUGAAAGCUUUUCAGCUUGUAAGAAGUCCAUUGCCAUUGUUUGCAUUAGGCCUAGGGUCAUACUUUUGUCCACAGAGAUGUGCGUAUGGUUCCUUUCAUACUAAAAUGAGGAUCUGUCAUCAAGUGUACUUGUAAUGGCAGUUUCUCACCAGCAGUUUGUGUUUUCUUGUCGUCUAUAAGUACAGUUCCACGCACAGUUAAGUUUAGCUGUGUGUUAGCCUCCGUCACGCUAGGUUGUGAUACCCCACCCAGCUUGUUAGCAGGCAGUGUCCGGCUUAGCUGGUCGAACACUACUCUGAGGCUUCCUACCAUCCAUGAAUUUAGAAGUUUCAGUUCUAUGAGCUGACGGAGCAUAAAGUUGAUCUCCUCAUUAGCCCCAAAAACACUGUACCAGGCUGAAUUUUGCCAUGGUUGCUGUCGUAUGCUUCUGUACACUGGCUUCUUCUAUUUUUGUCUACACAGGGAGGUGUGAAUUGUAGCAAAUAGACUAG